This is a messenger RNA of Pseudophryne corroboree (corroboree frog), 3330 nucleotides long. It is a transcript of the gene LHX1, whose product is annotated as LIM homeobox 1. The transcript is spliced from 5 exons. Bases 640 to 1860 code for a protein of 406 amino acids. Gene Ontology annotation, biological process: regulation of transcription by RNA polymerase II; neuron differentiation. Gene Ontology annotation, molecular function: zinc ion binding; DNA-binding transcription factor activity, RNA polymerase II-specific; RNA polymerase II transcription regulatory region sequence-specific DNA binding. The record is from RefSeq and is a predicted model, not a curated record. Lineage: Eukaryota; Metazoa; Chordata; Amphibia; Anura; Myobatrachidae. Gene Ontology annotation, cellular component: nucleus.
GCUGGGAACAUGCAGUCCAGAGAAGACAGUUCAGAUGGAAAGAGACAGUGAGUGGAGCAAUCACAGAGCAGUAGGAUAACGUUACACAAUAUACCGCCUCUGGCUGCGGUCACUCUGCUCUGGCAAUAGAGUCAAUGGGAAGACUUUAAUCAGAAAUUGAUCUGAAUCACCUGCGAGCGCUAUAUGGACACCUCGUUAUAAACAACAGGACUUGGAAACCAUUACUGGGCUAGCUAACUUCCUGAGAAAGACGAAAGAGCCACUUCAUCCCGGGGAUCCGAUCCUAAAGCCAUUCCCAGCCCUUUACAGGGAGGACUGCCAGGUUUUGCAUUGAUAUUUCAGGCUACGCUGGUGAAUUAGAACAGAGAGCCCAAGCACGGUAUUUAUUUUGGAAAGCAAAAGCACUUUCAUCACUGACUGAGCUACCUCAGAAUUCACAAAGCCAAUUGAUCGCUGUCAGAUUUGUUUCCUCCUGUUACUAUUGCUACCUUGCCUCUGAGUGUUGGAUCUCCACUAUUGCAGAAGCUGCCCUGGUCUUUGGGCUGCUCCCAGACUGAGGGGAACACGGCCCGAGAGUCCUUUAUUUGUUGCAGAGCCAUCGCUAGUGUGGGGCUGCUGUCACCUGGCCAGCCAGAGACAAUGGUGCACUGUGCUGGAUGCGAGAGGCCCAUCCUGGACCGCUUUUUGCUGAACGUGCUGGACAGGGCUUGGCAUGUCAAGUGUGUACAGUGCUGUGAAUGUAAAUGCAACUUAACGGAAAAAUGUUUUUCUAGAGAAAGCAAGCUUUACUGUAAGAACGACUUUUUCAGACGCUUUGGUACCAAGUGUGCUGGCUGCUCCCAGGGAAUCUCCCCCAGUGACCUGGUCAGGAGGGCAAGGAGCAAAGUGUUCCACUUGAACUGUUUCACAUGUAUGAUGUGUAACAAACAGCUUUCAACUGGCGAGGAGCUCUAUGUCAUUGAUGAGAACAAGUUCGUCUGCAAAGAAGAUUACCUAAACAACAAUAACAACGCUGCCAAAGAAAAUAGUCUUCUAUCAGUAACAGGCAGUGACCCCAGUUUAUCUCCUGACUCUCAAGACCCAUCUCAAGAUGACGCAAAGGACUCUGAAAGCGCUAACAUCUCAGAUAAGGAGGCUGGGAUUAACGAAAACGAUGACCAGAACCUAGGGGCAAAGAGGAGAGGACCCCGCACCACUAUCAAAGCCAAACAGCUUGAGACCCUGAAAGCAGCCUUUGCAGCUACACCUAAACCAACGCGACACAUUAGAGAGCAGCUGGCCCAGGAGACUGGCCUCAAUAUGCGGGUCAUACAGGUGUGGUUUCAGAACCGACGAUCCAAAGAGCGGCGCAUGAAGCAGCUGAGCGCCCUGGGCGCCCGCCGGCACGCCUUCUUCAGGAGCCCGAGGAGAAUGAGGCCGCUGGUGGACCGGCUGGAGCCGGGGGAGCUCAUCCCCAACGGACCGUUCUCAUUCUAUGGAGAUUAUCAGAGCGAAUAUUAUGGCCCGGGAAGCAACUACGAUUUUUUUCCUCAAGGACCUCCGUCAUCACAAGCCCAAACCCCAGUAGAUAUGCCAUUUGUACCUUCAUCCGGACCUGCUGGAACUCCACUUGGUACAAUGGACCACCCAUUACCCGGGCAUCACCCGUCUAGUGACGCCCAGCGUUUCACAGACAUCAUGUCCCACCCUCCAGGAGACUCUCCCAGCCCAGAGCCCAACCUGCCCGGCUCUAUGCACUCAAUGUCCGCAGAAGUUUUUGGCCAGAGUCCUCCUUUUUCUACUCUAUCAGUCAAUGGGGGUGCAACAUAUGGGAACCACUUGUCACAUCCAGCAGAAAUGAACGAAGCGGCUGUCUGGUAGUUUAUUCAUAAUCAAAGAGCACCCAUUAGACUGGCGCAUAUUCCCAUCUCUCCGGACAAUGCCAUGGUGUUUAGAACUGGCAAAUCUAUAUUAUAUCCCCAGUCUGAAACAACAUUUUUUGGGGGGAUUGAAAUACGUUGCGGGAGAAUGCCUUGGAAUUAUUGGAGCAAAAGAGAUCCCAAGCAUACCUUGUGUAGGGUCAGAUCUAAAACUGGAGAAGCUAUCAUUUGAAGUGCUGCAAUGCCAGGAGAUCACUUACAUGGUACCAAUAGCUGGUAGCAAUCACAAUCUUUAAUUCCAUAAACACGGCUACAAUGCCCUAGAGCACCCUUGUUAGGGAAUGUUGUAUCCUGGAUCAGUGUGUCUAUUUCCUGCACCUUAGAGGUUGAGAAAAUUAGCAUAAGCUUCUAUAUAUAUAUAAAUAUAUACACCUGAGUUACAGGUGGAACAAAACGUUUAUUUGCCAAAAUAUCAAAUACAACAAUGUAAAGCCCUCAGCAUCAACUCUUCUACCUUUUACAAAGCUACUGACACAAAUGUAGUAUCCUCACGCUGAAGGUCUGCUACCAGGCCUGCUACAAGACUGACUUGAAAUAGAUUCUACCUUCAUUGAUAACGAAAACUAAAAGACUAUUGAACUAAAACAGUCAACUGUUUACGUAUGACGUUAAAUUCAGGAGCCUAACGUUUUAGUAAUAAUCCAGUUUUAGAAACCUCUGUAAAAAAAAAGAAACAAAAAAAAACAAACAAAAAAAGCAAAAGUUUCGAGCAAUCAACCAAAUGAUUCAUUUUCUUUGUUUUGUUUUCUGUGGAUGUAACGGGACUGAUUGAAAGGAAUUUUGGUACAAUGUGCUCGUUGUUAUAGGGUGUUAUUUACAGAAGGCAAAAGAAAGUGAACAAAAAGUGAGGUGCCAAAUAAAAUAACUUAAUAGCACAAAAAUACUGUAAGGUGCGCAAGCGCCAAUCACCAUAGAAAGUGUUUAAAAUGUGUUACACGGUUCAAAAUAUUUCAUAUACUUUUUAGUCCUGUUGAACAUCCAUUGACUUGUUAAUGGCUUAUAUAGAACCAGGCAGGUUUUAUUUUUGUGUCCUUAAAGAAAGUCCAAAAUAUUUAAAUUUUAUGGUCAAAUAUGCAGUUCCGAGCUGCGUUUUCUUUAUAUAUUAAAUUUCUCAUACGUCUUUUAUUGUUAUUAUAAGCCUAAGCUUGUGUGACCUCCAGUGCAUAUUAGACCAUUCACUGUAUGAAAGGAAAAUAUGUUGAUAAAUUUGUGAAUUUUUAAUAAAAAAUAGAACAUCUGAUGUUUAGAUAAUUUGUAUUUCAUUGGGUGUUUCUAAGAUUGUUUGGCUGGCCAAAAUCAUGAAUACAUAUUUCUGUUAUUUGACUCUGUUUACACUUUUUUUAUUGCCUUAAAAAAUAGACAAAAAGAAAUACGGUUUAAAAUUAUUUAUUUAAAGGGAACUACUCUGGAA